UUGGGUACUUGAGCCGUCUGCUUGGAAGGGAAAACACGAAUUCGUGAUGGUGUAUGAUACUAAAGGUAGUGUUCUGUUCAAUUCCGAGCAAGAUGAACCGGCGAUCCGUUCGCAUUCUGGGCUUGCUUGUACUAUUGACACAGAAUCUCAAUAUUAUUGAGACUGCGGAUAUCAACGGUGAAGGCCGUCAAAAAGAUGUGAACGUGACAUAUUUAAAGACGGUGAAAGAUGAGAAACAAAAUUCAUCCAACGCGUCAGCAUUCCCCGUAGCUAAUAAUGACACUUUCUUCAGUCGUCACCCAUCUCGGAAUGAGCUUGAUCCUGCCCUACCAGGCAAAGGAUCAGCUGAAGAAGAGCACCAUAACUCGCUUUCCAUCUUUUUAGUUUUAGUCCUUCUAGGAAUAUGCAUUCUCUUGGUCCAUGUCAUGCUCAAAUUUCACUUUCACUAUGUGCCUGAAAGUGUAGCAUUCAUUUUUAUUGGUGCCUUGGUUGGGCUAUUCUUAAAGCUUAUGUCUUAUCAGCAUGUUGCUGAUUGGGCUAAAGAAGCAGCUUUUUCACCUACCAUUUUUUUUCUUGUUCUUUUGCCACCCAUCAUCUUUGAAUCAGGCUACAACUUGCACAAGGGCAAUUUUUUCCAAAAUAUUGGGUCCAUUACAGUUUUUGCCGUAUUCGGGACUCUGAUCUCAGCCGUGGUUGUCGGAAGUGGAGUCUAUGUUUUAGGACUGGCAGACAUUGCUUACAAACUGAGUUUUAUCGAGAGCUUCGCAUUUGGAUCGUUGAUAAGUGCAGUUGAUCCUGUUGCUACUUUAGCUAUAUUUCAAGCGCUGGAUGUUGAUCCGGUGUUGAAUAUGCUCGUAUUUGGAGAGAGCAUUCUUAAUGAUGCUGUUGCCAUCGUGUUGACAACAACUAUCCUCGAAAUUGAUUCACCUGAAAUGAAUGACAUGUCCGGUGGUCAGCUAGUAUUGCACGGUGUUGGCCGAUUCUGCCUUAUGUUCUUCGCCUCGGCCGCCAUCGGAGUGGUCUUCGCACUAACCAGCGCUUUGUUGUUGAAGUAUGUCGAAUUGCGACGUAAUCCUUCCCUAGAAUUCAGCAUGAUGAUGGUGUUCACCUACCUACCGUAUGCGCUGGCUGAAGGUAUCCAUUUGUCGGGCAUCAUGGCCAUCCUCUUUUGCGGAAUUGUCAUGUCGCACUACACACACUAUAAUCUGUCACCGAUAACCCAAAUUACAAUGAAGCAGACCAUGCGGACGAUCGCAUUCAUUGCAGAAACGUCAGUAUUCGCCUACUUAGGACUUGGUAUUUUUAGCUUUCCUCAUCGGUUUGAACCCGCACUUGUCAUAUGGAGCAUUGUUCUAUGUUUAUUAGGACGCUUGGUGAAUAUAUUUCCACUCUCCGCUCUGGUCAACCGCUUCCGCCAACAUAAAAUAACUAAAAAGAUGAUGUUCAUCAUGUGGUUCAGUGGCCUGCGAGGUGCCAUCGCCUACGCGCUGUCGCUUCAUCUUGAAUUCGAAAUGGAGACAAGACGUGUUAUAGUCACUACCACACUCGUGAUUGUUCUCUUUACGAUUUUGGUGCUCGGAGGAUCUACGAUGCCGCUACUGAAAUGCCUUAAAAGUAAAAGUCCAACACGUAACAGACUUAGAAAAAGUGGUGCUCCAGUAAACGCAACGUUAAGCAAGACACUGAAGCUGGAUCAGCCUCUGGAGUCGGAUGUACUUUCUGAGAUGACAGAAGAAGAAAUGGAUGUCACGUUGAUCCAGCAGCAGCAAGCGCUCAGUGGUUUCAUUCGUUUCGAUUUACAGUAUCUGUUCCCGAUUUUUACACACCGUUUUUCACGGAGUGAGGUGCGUGAGUGUCGCCAACAAAUGUCGAAUUUAGCUAGUCAGUGGCAACAGGCCGUUCGCUCGUCGCCAGCAGCUAUAUCUUCUUCCACACAACCAGUUGCUACGUCUCAGCUGAACAAUAGUGAAGCCAACAAUAGUUCUGAAUGAAAGGUAAAGACUGCCAAAAAGGAAAGAAUCUUUCAAUACUUCCUUGCCCUUUGUACCUCUAUAUAUUUAUUUGAG
Daphnia carinata is the source of this 2066-nucleotide messenger RNA. It is a transcript of the gene Nhe1, whose product is annotated as sodium/hydrogen exchanger 8-like. Gene Ontology annotation, biological process: proton transmembrane transport; sodium ion transport; regulation of pH. Gene Ontology annotation, molecular function: sodium:proton antiporter activity. NCBI's taxonomy places the organism in Eukaryota, Metazoa, Arthropoda, Branchiopoda, Diplostraca, Daphniidae. The coding region runs from base 54 to 1991 and encodes 645 amino acids. The record is from RefSeq and is a predicted model, not a curated record. The transcript has 10 exons. Gene Ontology annotation, cellular component: Golgi apparatus; membrane.